This is a messenger RNA of Lymnaea stagnalis (great pond snail), 4538 nucleotides long. The record is from the annotation of a GenBank genome assembly. NCBI's taxonomy places the organism in Eukaryota, Metazoa, Mollusca, Gastropoda, Lymnaeidae.
GCCAGCAGCAGAGCAGCUGUGCGCCAUUCACAACUUCGGGAUUUCCAGGAAACCAAGUCACUGACGUGUUCCCCGUUUCCCGUGAAAAUGGUUUCAGUAAACGCAAGUACACACAAACAUUCCUUACGUUCCAAGACCUACAUAAUUGUACAACGAUGGACACAGUGUCAAACUGACUUGCGUUAACUGUGUUAUUGGGUAGAUGUGUCUUUACCUCGGGCUGGCCUACAACUGACAGUCAGCUGAAUCAAUUCCUACAGGUGAGUUGGACUUAGCUCAGCGUUUUAUAUUGUUUGUAUGACAUGUGCAACAGUUGUAUAAUUUUAUGUCAGGGCGCUGGCGUGGCUUGAGUUCGUGCCACCCGGGGCGGGUCAAGAUUUUUACCGCCCCAUUCCACGAAACAAACCUUCUGCAGUGGGUCGAAAAUGCCGUCACUCGGACUCACUCUUAAUAAAGAAAGAGUGCUUCCCGGUGCUGAGCGCCCCCAUUAGCACCCCUUUCUACGUCAAGGUGCAGUUUCGUAGGGAGAGGGUUUGGCGCCCGGGGACAAGAUUCGCGCCCAGGGACAAGAUUAAUUUUAAAGCGCCCCCCCCCUUUUUUUUUUCUUUUUUUUCAACUCUCAAAGCCAUUUUUUUCCUUAAUAAAAUAAUAUCUAAGCACAUUUUUGCACCCCUAACUAGUGUGCAGUUUCGGAGGGAGAGGGUUCGGCGCCCGGGGACAAGAUUCGCGCCCAGGGACAAGAUUAAUUUUAAAGCGCCCCCCCCCUUUUUUUUUUCUUUUUUUUCAACUCUCAAAGCCAUUAUUUUCCUUAAUAAAAUAAUAUCUAAGCACAUUUUGGCACCCCUAACUAGCUGGCGCCCGUGAACAUCUGUCUCCCCCUGCCUCCCUUCGCUACGCCUCUGCCAAGGUGUCAGGGUUUCCUAGGAGUAAGAGGUGGCGUUUCAGGCGGGUGCAAGGAAGUGGGAACUUGAAAGCAGAGAACACAUUAGCUUUUAAAGCUCUAAUAUAAAUUAUAUAUAUUUUCAAAACAUUCAUCAUUAACAUUUUACUUUAUGUAAUACGGCACGAAAUUCUUCUCUGAGUUCUACGGCUUUCUUUGGCAUUCUGUCGGUUUAUGUGACAAAGUUCUAAGAUUACUCUAUCUCAAAACUGCCACCAAAACACAAUCAUCAAAUUCAUUAUUUUUUACAAAACUGCUCGGUCUUUCCGUCUUACACAAGUGGUUCGCAUGCUUAAUGAGAUUAGAAAGACCUUUAUUUCUUUGUAACACAGCAUGUACCGGUAUAUAUGUUACGGUCAAUGCAAAUAAUUGGGCAUUAUUUACAAUGCCCGAGCAAUUUAAAAAGUGCCCAAUGGGAUGUGACAAAAUGAUAAAUUAUAUAGAAAAUAUUAAAUUUCCCGGGCAUUAUGAAUAGUCGAGUGGGCAAUUUGAGACAAUUUGUAUUCAUAACUUUUCUCUACAUACAAAAAUAAGAUGAUGUUAUAUUAAAACAAAUUGUUAGAUAACUAACAAUCAAAGAAAGAAACACACUGGUGGUGAUAAAAUAAGUGUACAAAAUACUUACGCCUAACUAAAAAAACAUAUUAGGUAUGUACUUACAAAGACAUAAACACACAAAAUGUCAAAUCCUAUAGUUUCUAUUUAUUGGACCAACUUCCACUUUGGUGACUUUCGAGUGACAUAGCUUUUUUUUUCCUUUACGGCACUUGCACUUGUCAGAUUUACAGCCACAUUUACAGCAACAUCGACUAUAGCCUUGGCCCCCCAGUCUAGGAUGACAUUCUUGCACAUUCUCUUAGUGAAUUCUCUGACUGAGGAAUUUCUUCGGCAUCAAUAAACUUUGCAUUUACAUUUUUUAAAUUGGUUCCUAGCAUAAAGUUGAUUUAGGAUUCCAUGUUUCGUGCCUAAUGUAUAAAGAUUGGCAUCUGUUAUUUCAAGAACAAAUGCCAACAUACUUCUUCCAUCGGUGCGACCUCUUUCGACAUCUGGGACUCGAACUCUAACUGUGUCACCCUUUUUAACGGCAGGGUAUUUUGAAUUGGAGGUUUGAAGCAUUUUUUCAGCUUGUUUUUUUUAGAUUGUUUGCUGAAAUCUCCCUAAUUUUUAAUAUGUUGGCUUUUCUUUUUUUUUCACUUUGGGAUCCUCUGAGGAAUCUUUAUAACCUUCAUACGCGCGUUUUUCAUGACCGGAGAGUUGGAUAUCAGAUGGCGCGGAGACAUUGAUUUCUCUUUCGUUGUUAUGGAAAUCAGAACAUGGUUCAGAUAACGAAGUUGAAGGUUGAACAUAACUAUCAAUAGAUGAUAGUUCCACCAUACGCACGUUGCCGAAUUUCUGUCAAUCAAUUAAAGUGACAUAAGAAAUUGUCGAAAAUGGUUGCUGAUUGGCCAACGAGAAACACACCAUACGCACGUUGCCAAAUUGGUGUCCAUUAAUUAAAGUGACCAGAGAAAUAAUAGCAGUAUUUAUAAUGACCGGGCAAUGUAAUAAAUUAUCUUAGAUUGUCGUAGACUAAUACAAAAUUAUUAAUUACAUUGCCUGAUUUUAUCGGUCAUUAUUUAUAAUGACCAAGCAUUAUGAAAACUGCCCUGAAUAAUCAAAUUGACGAAAUCUCAAAUAUAUAGUGAAGCAAUUGAUCAUUGGGUGAACUCAGUCCGAAGGUUCGAUCUCUGCCAAUGAAAUCACUUGGCGCAUCCGUGGUUUAAAAAAAUCCCGAGGGUUCACUCACCCGAGUCAGGGGGAGGGGAUGGUUGCCUGGACGCAUUUGGUAAUACUUUGUGUCCUGUCAAUGAAUUCAAGGUUACCAAUAACUCGUCCUUAUAUUAAGCGUGCGGUAACAAGGUUAAACGCGCCAAGUGGGUUUGGGUGAAGGACAGUAAUGGACGGGCAAUAACUGAUACUGAAAUCGACACCGGGGUGGGGGAGGGGGUGUGUGUUUAACUAGGUGUGUUUACUAGCCAAAGUAGAUCAAAUUUUCCGGGUCCAGACUGAUCCCAUCACACCGUGUACCUUAGGGUGUUGAAGGAAAUACAAUGCAUUAUUGAAGUUUCUGUAGUAUCUGAGGAUUCCAUGGAAAUGUUUAUUUGUUUCAGAGAUGGACAAGCCGACGUUUCUUCUCGUCGGGCGCCAAGGUCAAGGGAAGAGCUCCGUUGGAAAUACUAUCCUUCAAACCAAACGCUUUGCGACCAAAACAACAGGGGCAGUGGCCAGCGUGCCGGCAGCCAGUCCUGAGCGUGCUGACAAUGACCGAGUCGUCGUAGUGGACACCACUGGUAUUGGUGACAGUGGGUCCGACAGGGCAGGUGAUGUCCAGUCCGUCAUACAAUUAGCUAAUGAAGCCUCUGUUUGUGGCUUCGAUGCCAUGAUAUAUGUGCUGAAAUAUGGGGUACGGUUUACCAAACAAGAGAAAGACGCCGUCCAAAUGGUCAAGUCGAUCUUUGGAGAAAAUGUGUUCAGAGAUUGGGGAAUUUUAGUUUUCUCUUAUGGUGACAACUUUGAUCUGGAUACGGAAGAUGAUGGGAUGACGUUUGAAGAUUGGUGCCAGGAACAAACAGGCGAUAUAAAGACUUUAUUUGAAGAGGUGGACUACAGGUGUGUUCUGUUUGACAACAGGGGCAAAAAUACAGCGAGACAAGAUCAGGAACGCGAUAAGCUACUGAAACUCAAACCUCCCAGGCUGCAACGUUAUUCCGACGAGGACUUUCAAGCAGCGUCCGCAGGCCGAGAAAAACUUAUCCUCCUGGAGAACUUUCAAUCGCUUAAGAAGGAGACAGAUGACCUCUUACGUUAUGUCGACCAGAGACGUGAGACUCUGCGCAGAAAUGACCAGCGACUCAGCAACGAUGACCUGACAAAGCAAUUGGAAGUCGUUCUACAACAAGCCAAGCAACAUUACGACCGACUUCUAGAUAAGGACAGAGGCACCAAAGUCUUGAGAGAGCUCCUGGACCAGGUGAGGCUGCGUACCAUUGGCUUGGGGAGUCGGAUAGACCACCUGCGUCUUGCUAUUCCAGUUAGAAGGAAUGAUAUGAGCCUUAUUGCAGUUCUUUUCUGGUACUUAAUUGGAUUGAUUCUAAGUAGUUGUAAAAUUCCUUUCAAUUACUGUCUAAAGCCUGCCAUUUAUUUUAUUUAUGGUAUAAUAGCCAGAUGUCUUCAAUAUUUUUAUAAUGCACUUGGCCGGCACCAAAGACGCCGAGAAAAAUAUACAGCAUGAAUAGUGGUAACAUCUGUGAAAUGUUUGAAAGUUAACAUUAUUUCUAGACUAAUCAAUAAAUGAACUUUAUCUAGGCUUAUCAUACAUUACAAUGUUAAGGAGACAAUGUUUUGUGUUAAAAAAGUGAGAAAUAAAUGGUAACAUAAUGUCAUCAGUGCAACAUUUGACAUAUGUCCAGACUCUGUUGUGUUGUAUUCGCUGGUGUACCGUGUUCUGCCGGACCCUGUCAUGUUGUGUUGUAUUCUUUGUUGUGCUUUGUUCUGUUAUGUCGUGUUGUUCCCUGUGGUUGUUUUUGGUAAUGUUGUAUUUUGUGUUGUGGUCUUUUGU